Molecule: messenger RNA, 1157 nt
Organism: Drosophila busckii
Lineage: Eukaryota; Metazoa; Arthropoda; Insecta; Diptera; Drosophilidae
Gene: UbcE2H
Product: ubiquitin-conjugating enzyme E2 H
Exons: 2
Coding region: 400-951 (183 amino acids)
Biological process (GO): ubiquitin-dependent protein catabolic process; protein polyubiquitination
Cellular component (GO): nucleus
Molecular function (GO): ubiquitin conjugating enzyme activity
Source: RefSeq, a predicted model, not a curated record
UUCAAACUCUGUUGCCAGUUAAUUUUCAGUAACUAGUUGAAGUAGACAACAAAACAAAGAGGCCCCAACAAGACGAAGUAUAAUUCCCAAGAAAACUACAUACUACAUGUUGUAAUAGGCAAAGAGCGCAAAUCAAAUCAAACGCAGACACAACAACAACAAAGCAGCAGCUGCAUUUAGUUGGACUCUGCCUGGAGUCCUUCGAUCUGUGAAUAGGCGUGGCAACAAGAGGAGCAACGGAAAGGAACAUACAACAAAAAGCAACAGAAAUCACCGCUUUAGCCUUAAACCCAUUAGAUAUUAGCACAACCAGAAGCUGAGCAAUAUAUUUCAAUUAAAUAAUUCAAAACCUCAGAGAAACUGUGACCUAAACAGAAAAAACAAAACAAAAGCAACAGAAUGUCUUCACCCAGUGCUGGCAAACGACGCAUGGACAAUGACGUCAUCAAGCUAAUUGAAUCAAAACAUGAGGUUACCAUAUUGGGCGGCCUCAACGAAUUCCAUGUGAAAUUCUUUGGACCCCAGGGCACCCCCUACGAGAGCGGCGUGUGGAAGGUGCGCGUCUAUCUGCCGGACAACUAUCCGUUUAAGUCGCCCAGCAUUGGUUUUGUUAACAAAAUCUAUCAUCCCAAUAUUGACGAAUCAUCGGGCACCGUGUGCCUGGACGUGAUAAAUCAGGCCUGGACGGCCCUAUACGAUUUAUCCAACAUAUUUGAAUCGUUUCUGCCGCAGCUCCUCACCUACCCCAAUCCCGUGGACCCAUUAAACCGGGAUGCGGCUGCAUUGUACCUGCACGAACCGGAGGAAUAUCAUCGCAAGGUCGCCGACUAUGUGCAGCGCUAUGCGACUGAGGAUGCGCUGCGGGCAGCGCAGCAGGAGCGCGACAGCAGCGACAGUGAGUCGAGUAUGUCGGAUUAUAGUGAGGACGAGGCCAGAGAUAUGGAAUUAUAAUAUCGGAUUAAUAAUAAAAUACUUACUAUAAUUAACACUUACGACAACAACAACAACAGCAGCAACAGCAACAAAAUUAACACCAACAAUAAUAACGAUGUUAGCAGCCAAUUGCUUAUUUAAGUAGCCUACGAUUUGAUUCAAAUACAAUCAGAUCUUAUAUAUUAUAUAUACAUGUACACGCAGAACAACAAUAUUAUGAUUUA